Messenger RNA from Habropoda laboriosa, 1020 nucleotides. Its product is annotated as TWiK family of potassium channels protein 7. NCBI's taxonomy places the organism in Eukaryota, Metazoa, Arthropoda, Insecta, Hymenoptera, Apidae. Bases 1 to 1020 code for a protein of 339 amino acids. The record is from RefSeq and is a predicted model, not a curated record. Gene Ontology annotation, cellular component: membrane. The transcript has a single exon. Gene Ontology annotation, biological process: potassium ion transmembrane transport; stabilization of membrane potential. Gene Ontology annotation, molecular function: potassium ion leak channel activity.
AUGACUCGCAUUCCAAUGAGGUCCUCCCUGAGAAGCCGAGAUUCCAAUUCAACAUCGACCGAUACAGAUCCGAAAAAACGCAUAAAGAACUGUUGCCGAAAAUUGGUCGCGUUUAUGUGCACUCAGGUCGGUGUUGGCGGACUCGUGGUCGGUUACGCCAUAAUAGGUGCAUUGGGCUUCAUGAUGAUCGAGACUCAAGGGCAAAUUCCCUCAACGGUCUGCAUCCGAGGAUUAAUCAGAAAACAGUAUGCCGAGGAGCUGUGGUUCAGCACCGCCAGCAAUCAAACUGUAAACGUGUUCGAUAGAAGAACGUUUCACAUGGUGUCUAACCGAAUCCUGCGCCGUUACCAAGACGACUUUACCAGUAACUAUGGGAAAGAAAAUUGUAGCGGUCUGACAGCGACCGAUCUUUGGUCCUUCCCAGCAGCCAUGAUGUUUUGUCUUUCUGUGUUCACGAUGAUUGGUUACGGGACUCUAGUGCCGCAAACUGCAUGGGGAAAAGCUGUCACCGUUAUUUACGCUGUGUUGGGCAUCCCUCUUUAUGUCCUGUAUUUCCUUAACAUGGGGAAGAUAUUGGCGCAAACGUUUCGUUCGCUGUACACAUGGUUAUACGAAUGCACGGGCAAACGAAAGCCUGGACAAAGAAUCACGGUACCGUCGACAGCUUGCCUUUGGGUGAUCUUUGGAUACGUCUUGGCUGGUUCCAUAAUGUUCGCCGAGUGGGAAGGAUGGAAUUACUUAGACAGUGCCUACUUUUGCGUGACAUCGCUGUGCAAGAUUGGAGUGGGUGAUCUUGUUCCUGGUUGGACGCACGGGGAUUUAACAGCUGACAGCCAGACGAAAUUAAUUAUCAAUUUUGUGUACUUGUUACUUGGUAUGGGGCUUAUCGCUAUGUGUUACGACUUAAUGAAGGAAGACGUUUAUGUCAAGGCUAGGGAAAUGAAAGCGCAAAUCCUACAGAUCGUGGAUGUUACUCAUUACCAGGUAGAAAUGUGCUGUAAACUGGAAGUGCUAGAUUAA